AUGAAGCACCUUUCUAGGCUGAAGAAGAAAUUGCGGUCCUCAGACUCGGCCAAUGAAUGCUCGCCUCAGCCAACAUCUGUACCCGCAGCAGCUUCAACCAGCCAGAUCACGACUCCAUCAAGCCAUCAGGCCAGUGGAUCUUCUCUGACAGUACCGAUCAUGGGUUCUUCGCCUAUCUCAUCACCAUCCAAUGCGGCGCCCGAGCCACAGAUUGUCUCAUCGCCUCCAGAGGAACCGGAGAAUAAUACUCCGAGCAUACCUGAGCGACUGUGGAGCAAAGCCUACAACAUCCUCGAGGAGAAAGAACCAGACGUCGUCAAAGGGUACCAGGAGAUCCUGGAGCGAGUGCAGAAUGAGUGGGCCGAUGCAGCGGCUCCCGAGGAGCUCCAGAACCUGGAGCACUGCAAAAGCGUCAAAUCACGUCAGAUGUGGAGAUUGGUCUAUUCCGGGCUUGAGAGGUCUAAGAAGCAAGCCAAAAUCAAGGAGAGUGUAUCAAAUAUCAUGGAAACCAUUGACAAUCUCAAAGGAGUGGUGGAUAAGGCUGUAAAAUACUCCUCUGAAGCCUCAAUUGGGUGGGCGGGGGUCAGCCUUGGCUUAGAGAUCCUAUCAAAUCCCAUGAAGGAACCAGGACUGAAUCGAAAAGGCAUAGCAUAUGUCCUAUCGCGAAUGGAGUGGUAUUGGAACUUGGCUGAGUUAGUCCUCCAGGAUAUCUCCAGCGUUUCAUCUGCCGCGUUGAGAACCAACUUGGAAACUCAGAUCAUAGAGUUCUACAAGAAGCUUCUCGUGUUCCAGAUGCGAAGUGCUUGUCUGUAUUACCGCAACUGGGCAGGUGUUAUCCUCAGGGAUGUAGUCAAGCUUGAUGAUUGGGCCGGGGAGCUCAACAGCAUCAAAGAUGCAGAACGUCAAAUUCGCAAGGACAUAGAACAGUACGAUAACCAAGAUAUCCGCUUGAAGCUCGGUACGAUCGAAACAUCCGCAUUAGUACAAGCUGAGUCGCUCGAGUCCAUCUACCUGAUCCUCAGAGAGGAGGCACGAUUGAAAGAAAAGAGUAAGCAAGAUGAAAGAGACAAGGAUUGUCUUGCCGCCUUAUUGGUCACGGACCCUCGCAUGGACAAGAAAAGAAUCCAAAGUCAAAAGGGGGACCCACUGAAAGAAUCGUAUGAAUGGAUCCUGAGGAGCGACGCCUACAACAAAUUCCUCGAUGAUCCGUCAAGUCGAGUUCUGUGGAUCAACGGACCGCCUGGAAAGGGCAAAACAAUGCUACUUUGUGGGAUCAUCGAUGAGCUUGAAAUGAGUCUAAGGCCUAUCUCCUUCUUCCUAUGUCAAGCAAACGUCAAAGAGGAGGACUUGUCCAGCGACGUUGCCGUUAUAAGAGGUUUGAUCUAUGUUCUUCUCGAGCAUCAGCCGUCUCUGAUAUCAGAGCUUCGUCGGAGCUACGAUAAGCAAAAGAACAGACUCUUCAACAGUAUCAACAGCAGUGAGCUUCUGAGGGACAUUUUGACCACUAUGCUUCAAGACCCGAGUCUACAUGACGCAAUAUUGCUCGUGGACGCUCUGGACGAGUGCACAAUCAACAGAACAAAACUCACCAAUCUCAUCGUGGAGCUGUCUGAGUCAUGUAAGACCAAGUGGAUCGUCUCGAGUCGCAACUGGCCUGAGAUCAGUCAAGAACUUGCAGAUGCAGCAGGGCUGAUCUCGCUUGAUCUUGAACAAGAGCAUGAAUCGAUCUCUCAGGCUGUCAAGUUAUAUAUCAGCAAGAAGGUUGAUGAUCUGGCAAAGAGGAAGUGGAAGAAUGACCUGGGGCUGAAAGGAAAAGUCUUCAAUUAUAUGCAGUCUCAUGCCGAUGAUACAUUUCUUUGGGUAGCCUUGGUUUGCGACAGAUUGGACAACUCUGGGAUCAGCAAACGCCUGGUCAUAGAGGAGCUACACAAGUUUCCGACGAGCCUUACAGCCCUUUAUCAGGCCAUGAUGAACCGAAUAACGAAUUCUCCCGAAGCUGAUCGGCUGAAGCAGAUCCUGGCUCUAGUUUGUGUUGCUUACCGCCCGAUAACAUCAGACGAGAUACCGGCACUCGUCGAGCCCAUGGCUGCCUACGAUGAAGACGAUGUGAAAGACGCCAUAGCCUCUUGCGGCUCCUUCUUGACACUCCAGGAUAAAGAUAUAUUCUUCGUGCACCAAUCCGCCAAGGAGUUCCUUCAGAGCCAAGCUCGUACCACGAUAUUCCGUCGUAGCGAGGCACACCAGCAUGCGCACAUAUUUUCAAGAUGCCUUGAGGCCAUGGAAAACACCCUGAGAUAUGAUAUAUAUGACCUCGGUUCUCCAGGUGCUCUCAGCCCGGUUGACGUCCCAAAUCCCGAUCCAUUACGUGCUAUCAAAUACUCAUGCGUAUAUUGGGCGCAACACUUGUCCAAGUCGGAAUUCCUACAGGACCCAGAGUCCUUUAGCCCCACAAGAUUGCUAAGAUUCUUUCAGUCGAAGUUCACAAAUUGGUUGGAGGCACUAAGUCUCAUGAACGAAUUGUCUACAGCAAUUGCAAGUAUGCGCCUGCUGGAAAUCACAUUCGCCGGCUAUCAAGUGCAGGAUCUCGCCGAUUUCAUUCAUGACGCUCAUCGAUUUAUCCGCCAUCACAAACGAGCUAUCGAAAUAGCUCCUCUUCAGGUAUACUGCGCUGGGCUCAUCUUUAGCCCCAAGAGCAGUGUAAUCUGUCAACAAUUCUCUUACCAGAUGCCUGAAUGGAUGGUUGUCAAGCCAGAGAUGGAUGACCAUUUGGAUCAUCACACCCAGACGAUCUAUACUCAUCCUGAUGCAUUUCACGCCAGUCACUCUCCUGAUGGCUGCUACCUAGCUGUUUCGCAUAUGUCGGAUUUUGAUCUCUAUAGGACAGCCUCAGGUGAUUUAGUUCAUCGAGAGGAGAGCCCCGUGCCAACUAUUUCUAACGUAGCAUUUUCUCGAGAUGGGCUAUUUCUAUGCUGUAGCAGCUCUGAAGCCAUCUUUAUCCUUUGUGUAAACACGUUGAAGGUGAUACAGAAGCUGGAACACAAGGCAUACCAAUGCUUCUUCUUGUCAGAGGGUAACAAUAUUGCAUUCAUGUAUGAACAAGAUGUUACCGUCUUGAACUGGAAGACUGGAGAGGUUCUCUCUAGUCUGGACUUAAUCAUCAGAGAAUCCAGCAACAUAGCCUCAUUGACCGAAACUCAGAUCGUCGGGAUCUACUCAUUUGAAACGAUCAAGAUCUGGGAUUUAUUCACAGGCGAUUGCAAGCAUAGUUUCACUUGGGCCGAUGAAGAGAUUGAUCCUGUUGCCUGCUCAUCAGAUGGGCGUUGGAUUGCAGCAGCGUCAGAGUCUCAUAUUCGACUCUGGCACUUGGAUGAUACGCUAGGCUGGGUUCACAAACAGGACUUGAACGACGAGCAUUCCGUGGGUUGUCUCGCAUUCUCAGAAAAUAGCCGUAUGCUCAUCUCAGGCUUGCAUGACAUCAAGGUCUGGGAUGAGACGGGGGCCUGUGUUAAAGUACUCAAAGGACACUCUCAGCCAAUUCAAUUUUUAUCAGUAUGUGGAAAUCAGUUGGCAUCUGGAAGCGGGGAUGAAACUGUUAAGCUUUGGGACUUGUCUGAUAUUGCUUCGGACCAAUCUAAGCAGAAAGGGCGAUCCCCGGUUCAGACAAGUGAUUACUCACCCCGAACAUCUCUGCAAAAUUCUUACCAUGACAAAGAUCUUUGGAUUGAGAGCCUCCUAUUUUCCCCUACUGGCAGUAUGUUAGUAUCGGCAUCAUAUAAAGCAACGCAAAUCUGGGAUACAGCGACAGAUACCUGCACAGACAUCCUUCUUCACGGUGGGUCAUCGGGCCUUAUGGAGGUAAGCUUCACAUGUGAUGAUAAACUAAUGGCAAUGAAGGACGUGAAUGGCAAGCCCAGGAUUUGGGACACGGGAGUCAUGAAACAGGUUUAUUUUGAGGAUCUGGAAUAUUCGAAGUCUGUGACCAUAUCCGACGAUGGACGUUAUAUGCUAUUGUCAUUUUUUGGUCUCGACAAUGACAGAGAAACUGUGCUGAAAAUCAAGGACUUGAUCAAAGAUGCUCAAACAGAACAGCAUGUUGCAUCCGAGGUUCUGCCUUUCAAAAUAGCUGGGGAUGUCAGACGCUUUUUUAAUUCCGAAGAUGGGAAAGUAUUGGCAAUUGCCAAUGAUGACGGGCUAUAUAUCCUGCGUUGUAAAUUGGGACACUGGGUCAAGGAACAAGUUCCAUAUCAUUGGGGGGAAAUUGCUUGGGCAUUCUCGCCAGAUAAUACGUGGCUUUUGACACAGCAAGUAUCCCGGAGCAUCUGGGCUAUCAGGGAAGUGACUUCCCACUACGGUAAGAAAGAACUUGAAUCUCUUAGAGCCAAUGCUACAGCGUGCGAUACCCCGCUACUCGAGGAGCCCUGGUGGAGGGUAGCCACGCGAUAUGGUUUACUGGCAAUUGGUGAACCUAGAGAUUUCAAGGGCACUGCGCGGAUUGGAUGGGGUUUGUCCCUCGAAAUGGAUUGGAUUAUGCGGGGGAAUGAACGAAUGCUUUGGAUACCUGCUGACUAUCGCCGGAUGGCGUUGGAUAUCAACAAUUCGCGAGUCGCUUUUGUUUGCCUUUCCGGCGAGAUAAAAAUCAUGAGGUUCCGAUAG
Messenger RNA from Fusarium mangiferae, 4653 nucleotides. RefSeq lists its product as uncharacterized. NCBI's taxonomy places the organism in Eukaryota, Fungi, Ascomycota, Sordariomycetes, Hypocreales, Nectriaceae. Bases 1 to 4653 code for a protein of 1550 amino acids. Gene Ontology annotation, molecular function: protein binding. The record is from RefSeq and is a predicted model, not a curated record. Gene Ontology annotation, cellular component: nucleus; transcription repressor complex. The transcript has 3 exons. Gene Ontology annotation, biological process: negative regulation of transcription by RNA polymerase II.